AUGUCGUGUCCCUUCUUUUUCGUCUCCCGCAGACCCAAGGGUGGAACAUCACAAGUUCAGCUACAGAAUGAUUUAUAUGACUGCCUAAAGAACAUUUCUGAUCAAAUAAAGAAAGAUGGCGUUUACGUUCCUGAGGUUUUACGACCUCUCGUGCGAUGCGUUAUUGUUGAGACCGUUGUUGGACCGUCCCAUAUAGCUUUCCGACUUCAAGAUGGUCGAGUGUGUCGCUUGGCUUUCUCGCUCCGAGCCGAUAAAUUUGUAUGUGUCAACGAGAAGAAGCGAGGCCGCUCUUCAGACUCAAGGAAUGAGUUCCCUUACAGUCGUGAUAGCAACGCUGGCCCCGUGCGAGUUUCUAAUGCUCCUGUUGCUCUUCGAACUCUACGUGCACCAAUGAGUGUUCUGGGGAGGGGCAGUAGAUCUAUGAGCUUGUUUCGAGAAAUGCAACGUCAGGGGCUCUAUCUGCGACCCCUAAGUUCCCAAAUAUCGCCUGCUGACGUUCCUGAGAAUCUUAUCGAACAGUGUCAAAUGGUUUUGCAGGGCAAGUCCAGGCAGCUAAUCAUUCGGGAACUACAGCGUACCAAUUUGGACGUCAAUAUGGCUGUAAACAAUAUGCUAUCGCGUGAAGACGAGGCAGAUUUUAAUGGAGCCUCUGGAGCCGUCAACAUCGGUGAUGACUGGGAAGAUGAUGCGGAAGACAUUUUUUCCCUUCUUGACCAUCCUGAAGGUUUGCUCUUGGAAGGAGAAGGCGGUUUUCAGGAAGACAUUAUUGAUAGAUCCUCGUCUCCAAGGUUUAGAAGAGAGAUUCUUAUGGAUUGUGAUCGAACACUUGGUGACCACGCCACUUAUACAGAUCGUCGAAAACGCAGAAGAUUUGAUGCACAAGGAUUCCUGCGUAAUUCUGAGACCUACAGUGGUCGUACGGCGGAGUCUCGUCUAUUUUUGCGUAACAUGGGACUCCCCGACGAAAAGGUAGUGUGUUUUUGUCCAAAUAUUUAUAUCUGGGGUCUUCAGCAGGACGAAGAAAGUGGUUAUGAAUCAGUGUCGGCGUCUACAAAAUGUGUCGAGAGCAACGUACAGCUAGGCGAUCGUCUCGAGUUUUGGCCCACAAACUCAGCUGAAUCAGUUGGCUCGCAUUUCGUCAGCAUUGCCGCCCUCUACACUGAACUUGUCGCAAUUAACAGUCGUGGUGAACUCCACCAAUGGAAAUGGCAAAGUCCUGAACCCUUUAAUCCACAUGCUGUCAAUUCGCCUCCAUUUAAUUUGUCAGACCAAUCAGAAAUUGGUGCAUCGCUAGUUAACCAUCGCCAUCCCCGCGCCACUAGUUUGGGAAUCACCCAUGAAAAGAUAGUCUCCCUCUCGGGAUGCGUCACUCGCGCAUCGAUUAUGACAGCGUCUGGAGCUAUUGCCACAUGGAUGGAUGAGAUGCUGCCCAGUCUUUUCCACUCUGCUGCCCCCGCAUCCUCAGCGGCUGCCACCGCAGCAAGCGCAGCUCUCAUGCGUCUCGAACAUCCUGCGGUACACUUCAAUGAACUUAAGUCGGAGGUUGUUAUUCGUGUUUACACUGCACCGCUUAUUACUGUGGUCCAAUGUGCUUCAGGUGCGGUCUUUUGGUGGGGCGUUCUGCCCUCCUACAUUAGACAACGCAACGCCGAAAAACAGAAGCAUUCUGGUUCUGCAUCAACUACUCCCAUCACUACUGGCACAACGGCUAAUGCUAGUCGCCAUCGAAGCACCAGUGGCAGCUCUGAAAUGGGUUCAAAAGCGCCUGCUGUUGCCAGCACUGCUACCACCUGCACUCCACCUCUCAGUCCAGGAGAUUUGGUAUGUAUGAGGAAUGCGCCUAUGUUUCACUCUGGUGCAAUUGGUUUCACAUUGAUCAAUGGCAUACCCAAAGUGGGAGUAUUGUUGGAAGAUGCGUGGAAGCUGACCGACGUUUGCCGCUUCCGUGUUAAGUCACCCUCUGGACUGAGGGGACAGACUGGUGUUGUAGUUUUCGGAACAGGUGGCAGUACAGUUGCAGGAAAGAACAGUUCCACAGAAGCGGUUCAUGCUCUUACUUGCCCCUAUGCUCAAGCUGCUGCUGCAGCUGCGGCUGCUGCCGCCGCGCAAACUGAUCACGAACCUCCUUCCACCGACUCGGGUGUAAUGGAGAUGCCUCCGCCUCCCUCACCUGCUUCAUCUACAUGUUCAGAUCAUUCAGGACCCGUUAAAGUCAGUCCAAGAACAUUUAAGCGUAAAAAGGCUCCAAGCACUUCAAGUGAUGGCAGUGGAAACGGUGGCGGAACAAGUGGAAGCGGCGCUCGUCGUGUACCUGACCAGCUGGAUCAGCAGCAGCAGCAGUUAACGAAACAAACGACCAAACCAACUACACCAAAGUCGCAUCACGAUGAAGAAAUUGAAGACUGGUGUUUGAGUGAAGUAGUCUUCGUGGAGGAUGGCCGGACUCAACCAGUGGGUGUGCUGCUGAAAAUUGACAGAACUAUUGCCGCUGUGAAGUUUCUCAAAGAACAGGAUCGCGCCUGCUUGGCUGCCCGCUGUCCUUCUGCUCCCGUUUGCCUCUUCAUUAACCAGAUCACAAAAUCUGCUCCUGCUCUUCAGAAACCAUUCGCUGCUCCUCCCGCUGCUUCUUCCUCAACCGCUGCUAGUGCACUUGUCGCUCCACAUGAUCCCAUGGCCUGGCUCAAUGAUUGCCGUCUAUUAAAAAAGGACGAUUUGAUGCAGGUGAAGCAGACAGCGGGUGGGGGACUGUCCCAGCGCAUUCCAGACUUUGUUCAACCAACACCGCGCCACGUAUUGAUGAAUUUUCUCACCUCCAAGUCGAAUUCCUCGUCCAUCAACACGUCAAAAAAGCGAAUUUUCGCUCUGGCUCCGGAAAACUCACGUCUCCAUGCUAUUGUAGGUCGAGUCGAACCAGAAUCAGGCACUGGAAGCGGCGAGGAGCAGCGAAUGCGACAUCUGGAAUACCAUGUUUUUACGCUGAAUGGGAAGACUGUAUCAUCUCGACGAUUGCCAGCUCUUUCGAGGCUCACAGCUGGUCUGGAGGAUACGAUUGAAGUGAACGGAGCGAAGAGCUCUCUGUACUCUGACAUUAUGCUCACAUGUCCUGCUGAGCGUCCUUUGCUGCUACGCGACUCUGUUGGAGUAGUAUUCCCUUUUCUACCACCUUCGCGUCCUGGCCAGGAGUCCUGGGUGUUUCCUCCCUGGCUAGACCUACCUGCAGUACAGUGUGCCGCCCUCUCCUGGAUUAGCGCUUCCUCUCCACGCACAAUCUCGGCCACUAUCUCUGCCUCCACCCCUCAGCGCGACACUGAGGUAACUGCCGCAGGUUCUGUGUCUAGGCCCGGCGGUGAAAACAGCAAGAGGAUGGCCUUAUCUUCUGCCACUGCUAGAGAUCUUCAAGGCGACCAACGCCUCCUACUGGGUGUGAUAGUUGUCAGAGAGACCAGCCUAUUGCAACAUAUCCUGCGUGCUGAUGAAGCAAAAGUGGAGGAAACGCUUCGAUUGUUGAAUACAGCACCAUCUAGUCGAGUGGAGUCGAUAGCAAAUGAAAUGGCAGACGGUCAUCGGACUCUCCUUCAUGUGGCUGUAUUAAUGUGUGCUCCAUUGUCUCGCGAAACCCCAGAGAUUACUGAGCGUCUGGAAAACAUCCUUAAACGCGUAGGCAGCGGAAAUAUUGGCUCCUCCUCUGCUCCACCACUGCAGGCUCCACCGCCUCCCUCCGAUGGCAGUGGAUGGACCACCAUUUCUCCUUCUCCUCCACCACCACCUCCUCCGCCCCUUCCGAGGUCAUUGCACUCUCUUCUCAAUCUAAGCGCCUCUAACAAUCAGCGCUCAUCAAAUGUUGGGGUGGCGUCAAGCGUCGUCACCGCCUCCCCCUCCUCCUCGUCGGUUCAUGAUCUCUUCAUUCGCUCGCCUCUGGAGGCUGCAGCAGCAAGCGCGGUGGAGGCAGCGGCUACGGUAUCAGUGACCGCUCCCUCUUCCUCAUCUACGUCAUCUGGUGGUCACUUCUGUCACAUGGCUCCGCUUCCUGUGACCGAGGAGACAUCGCGUAGAGUCGCUUCGCAUCGGAUCCUCCGCGCUCUCGUCCUUCAUCCUAGGCUUCGCACUCUUCUGCCGCGUCUCCUUGCGUGCCUUUCAGACGAUGGACUGACGCCAUUUAUGCUGGCUAUCCAAUGCAAGGCCUAUCAAGUGGCUGUGUUUUUGUUAGACUUUCUUGCGGAAUUGGAAGGCAUUCGUUCGGAUGGUAGCGAGGAGUCCGCGUACCAGUUUCGUUACACUCGUCUCAUGCGCUAUAUUUUUCCACCCUCUGCUCGCCUGGACGACUCGCCGCUCUUCACUCUCUGCUACAAUGACACUUGCAGUUUUACCUGGACUGGACCUAAUCACAUUCGUCAGGACAUUUUUGAGUGUCGCACCUGUGGUCUCAUGGACUCGCUUUGCUGUUGUUCUGAGUGUGCGCGUGUUUGUCACAAGGGGCACGACUGUCGUCUAAAACGCACAUCUCCCACGGCCUACUGCGACUGCUGGGAGAAGUGCCGCUGUCGUAGCCUCGUUCUCGGUCACCAGGCUUCACGACUAUUCCUCUUUCAACGCCUUCUACUUCACACUGAUCUCGUGUAUUUACCCAACCGGGCAAAUGAACAUCUUCUGGUUUACCUCACUCGUUGCGUUGAGCGCCAGACAAGAGAGCAAAAGCAGUACAAGUCGGCACGAAGACGUGGGGGCAGCAGUGGCGGCGGCGGCGGAGGCGGAAGUGGAGGCUGUGGUGGUGGAAAUGGUGGUAGUGGUGGUGGGGAACGUGGAACUCUAUCUGUUGCUCGUGCGGGUGGAUCCUCAUUGGACGAACCGGAGCACGACCUUGAACCACCGACCUUCUCAAGAGAUGCUCUUGAAUUAGUGUUGGAUUCAAAAGCAGCGGCUGCCAGCUUGCUGUGUGAUUGUAAAAAUGUUGUCGCGACGGAGCCUUUCGCGAAGCUUGGGGACAGAAAAGGGAAAACUGCAGCUUGUCAAUCUGUAAUGGCAAUUCAAUCGGGUACCUCUCAGCUUGACGAUUUUGUCUUCACUCUUCUCUGCAAAUGUCCGGCAGAAUUUGUGCAGCGCUUAGUUAACACCCUAGCGCGCGGCCUUUCUGACCACCUUUCCAGUGAUCGCGGUGUAUGGCGUCUCCUUGCCCUCACCCUCCCCUCCGUCACAGGCUCUGGUACCGAAAUCACCGACUCCUACUUCUAUUGCCAGCGCGGUAUUGCACGGUUCUUGCGCUCUGUAGCCCGUGUCUACACUGGUCUUAUGCUCGAACUUAGUCCCGAUCACCAUAAAAAGAAACCACGCUUGGUAACACAAGCACAGCCUCUUGAGUUAGCGCGUUUUGUCUUCUAUCAACUGGCCCCCAUUGCUCUCCCCGAGCUUGCUUCCCUCGCAGUAAAGGUCAUCACACCAGUACGCAUCGGUGCGCUUCGCUCUACUGCAACCUUUAAUCUCACCUCGCAGCAAAGUGAGGCCAUUCACGGUUUCGACCAAGUUCUGUCUGCGGAGAGAUCCUCGUUCUCCCGAUCACGUCAAUCGCAAUCUUCUACAUGCGCCUCUUCUGCAAAUGGUUCUUCUGGCUUGGCCAAUGCUCUUGACUGUCCCAACUCUGUGAUUCGUCGUUUACUCUAUGGUUGCGAUUCAGCAGGUUAUGAUACCCCUGCAUUGCUACCAACAUGGAAAGUCAAUGAGCGUCAGCAGCCACUGGCUUCACCUCCCAAAGUUGAGCAACAGCAGCAAGGAAAGCCAUCUCAACAAACUGAACGUGUCAGUACUGAUGUUACUCUCUACAACGUGGAAGAACCUAUGGACAUUGAUAGUACAAGUCAAGAGCCAGCUUCAGGCUCCUUAAACCGUGUCAAACGUCAUCGCCACCGCAGCCAGAGCAGUGGGGGCGGUGGGGAUCAUCAAAGUCCCCCUUCAAAGCAUCGCCGUCGGCACCGCCACCACGGCAGACAUCGACGUAACCGCGACGCUACUGAUCCACCGCCACAACCGCCCGCACCAUUACCGCCUGUCAUUGUGGUUGAGUCUUCUGUAGCAACUACAAAUUCCACCGCCUCUACGAAUCCCUUCGCUGAGAUGGAACUCCUCCCUGCACCCAGCGGCGAUUCGGAUACAGAUGCGGAUGUCCGGAGCAAUGAAUUGGACAGCAAUGCUACCACUGCUGCUGCCGCUUCCACCCAUACUGUAGAGGAAGAGGAGGAGGAAGAGGAAGAUUUCAGUGAUACGGCAUCAGAGGAAGAAGAAGUUGCAGCGGACUCCGAAGUGGAGACGCAUUCCAUCACAAGCAGUACUGGUGGUGGCGUUGGUUGUGGUGAAGGCGGUGGAGAUGGAAGUGGUGCUGAGAGAUCUCUACUACUCAACCAAAAUCCACAGAUUGAGGCUUCUGGGUCGCAACACAGUUCUAUAAGUAGUACAGCAGCCACUGCAGGCACCACAGGAAGUGUUAUUAUGGAUAUGGAUGCCUCUGUUGCGGGUGGUAGUCUAAGCACUGUCUCAGGAGUAGUAGCGUCAGCAUCUUCUCAGCAAGAGUUCAUUGCUUCUUAUCCACCCGAGCAGGAUCAGCAACCACCACCAGGAGGCAACAACACAAUGGACGAUGAUACCGUAGUUGUCACCAUGUUCUGUGGCAGUGAUGAGGAGGAGGAAGAAGAAGCUGAUGAGAACGAAUUAGAUGAAACCCUUCCAAUAUCGGAAAUGGGUAUCGAAGAGGAUUUGGAUCAUGGUACUCGCCGGCGUGAUCAGCGUGAAGAUGAUGUUAGUGAAGUUGAAGACGAUGAUGAAGAUGAGGAGGAGGAAGAGGAGAUCGAAGACGAUGAAGAGGUCGGCGUUGAAGAGGAAGAGGAGGAGGAGGAGGAUUCUGAGGACGAUGGAGGUGAUUCAGAAGAUGAUGAGGAUGAAGAUGAUGUUGAGGAGGAAGAGGAGGAUGACGAUGAAACUGAAGAAGAGGAAGAAGUUGCACAAGGACAUGGUGUAGAAGGAGAGGAAGAAGAUGAAGAGGAAGAAGAGGACGCCUACUCCCAAGAAAGCGAACCGAGCCCACCACCGUCUUCUCCAUUUUCGCCGUGGUCGCGACAUCCAGGUGGGUCGUCAAGUGCUUCUGCUCCCACAACCUCCACAGAAGAUGCAACUCCUACAACCUCGACAUCCACCACUGCGACUACUGCAGCUUCCAGAAAUUUUCCCACUUCUUCGUCCACUUUGGCUCGUCUUUACUCUGCGGCUCUCUCCUCAGCCUUUGAUCAACGUUCGGGGCGCAAUGCUUCACUUGCUUCACGCAACGCUCUAGCGGGUCUGAACCUUCUCAGUGCUCCUCUAUCACCGCCCAGAACAAGCUCCAAUAACGCAAACAGUAGCUCGACGAUCACUACGAAUGCUCUCAACGGAGUUACUCCUACCGCUAGUAGCGCGCCCAUCGUUGCUAUCACCGAACACCCUUCUAAUAACGACGCCUCAGAAGCAAAAAAGCAUGGGAUCCAUGUAACGCAAAUCCAACUGAGUCGAGCCUUUUCCUGUCUGCUUCGACUUCUCGCUGACGUGAUGGCGGAUCUCGUUAACCGCAGCAACGAAGGUGUGGAUACUGAACCAGAAAUUGUGGAAGCGGAAGGGUCGGGUUCCACUGGAUCUAACAUGAACAACAGCGAUAUGCGGCGAUGCGUCUCUGCACCUGUGUUCGUGCACUCUUCGCUGGAUUUGCCACUGUUACGCAAGCUGCGUGUUUUCUCGCGCAAGAGUAAUGGCUGCUGUCUUGCACCGCUGCGUUCUCUCGUGGCCGCUCGUCCUACUGACAGUGUAGAUCAAGCUCUCAUCUGCACCACGGUGGGAUUUGUGCUAGCGCCAGUGUGGGCGUGGCUCACCGAAGCUCUCGAUGGUUUAGAGUCGCGUCUUCGUGCUAGAGCUGCGUGGAACUUUCAGCAUCCGAAUGCCAGUUUGGUUGAACUUUCUCCCCUAGAUUCAGGACUCACUAGCCGUCGGAAGGAAAGCAAGUCGGAUCGAAUUGGAGGUGGUGGUAGAUCUGGAUCCCAACAUCAACAGUCUGGUGCGGAGAACACGGCCUCAAAUGAAGCCGGAUCAAGUUCCAAUGCUACAGGAACCGCAGCAUCAUCUGCGGGUAUGGGACACAACGUCAACACCGGUGCUGUCACUACAGGCAACGGCGAGGUUGGUACGGGUGGAGGUGGGAGCGGAGGAAGAAAUUCUUCGAAUCGUCAACAGCUCCUUAGCUACUUGCUAUCAUUAAUGCGUACAGCCAAUAAUGAUCAUGGUGUGGUCGUUCCACCCGUCGAUGUCUACAGUUACAAACACACCGCCUACCUCGUUGAUGCCUUCCUUUACUUCUUUAAGGUCUUCGAAAGCACAUGGCCCUCAGGUCUGGUGCACCAUCUGAUCCACCUCCAUGACUUUGAUUCCACCGCAAACGAAGGCAUGGAAGUGAGCGAAAAGGAAGCAGAUGAUCUGGGCACAACUGCACCUGUGACAUCAGCAGGAUUAACAGAUGGAUCCAAUGCUACCGAUAAUGCAGUAGGUCUUUUUCAAGGUCACCCGCUGGCCCAACGCUCUGAUGCCUUCUUCCGUCGUUCAGCCAGCACCCUCUCUCUUGUUGGCGUGGGUGUUGAUCCUGUUCUUGCUCCUGCCUCCGAGGCGAUGCCACUGGCUUUCACGCCACAACAGCUUCAUCCGAAUUCUCGACGCUCUGAACUUUUUGGCACCGUCAGAGAUUUCGAAUCUGAUUUCCUCUCUUCCUCUGUUCAACCCGAGAACAAGGUUAGUUUUCGCGACAAUGAGGCAGAUGUCAAGGCCCUGCACUACAUUCGGAUCGGAAGGUCAUUCAAGGACUCGAAAAUGGGCACUCAAAUCACUUGGGGUGGUGAGUUCCUUGACACAGCCUGCCACACGGGUUCUGUACUGACACGCUGGUGUCGCAGCUUGGAGGCCUUCAGCCAAGCUUUUGCUGAAGAUGUGGGCUCGGAGCAUCGCAGUUACAUGCUCGAGUUGGCCCGCUUUCCUGAUAAAGAGGCGCGCUUCCGUAAGGAGAUGGAACGCCUCCGAAAUGCUACUCGACGUGAUCUCACUCUUGAGGUAGAACGGGAUCCAAACGCCCUUAUCAUCUCCACGGUUCGCCAGUUGAACACCGAGUUCAGCCGUCGUCUCUCUCAAACUUCCACGAUCACUCAAAUGCUAAUCAUGCGUGACUCGCUUCCAUCCCGUUACUCGGAUCUUCUACAUAUUUCCGAUGCUGCCACUUCGCAGCAACCUUCUCCGAACCUCUCUGCUUCUGCCUCACCAAUUCUCUCCUGCCGACGAUUGAAGGUCACUUUCAAGGAUGAACCUGGUGAGGGCUCCGGUGUAGCGCGGUCCUUCAUCACCGCUUUCUCCGAAGCGGUGCUUGCUAACGUUGCUCUGCCCGAUCUCUUACCACUCUUCGCCUCUGUUACUGGGGCUCCCAGCGCUCCCUCCGCUGCUGACUCAUUUCAGCCAAGAUCGCCCUCCCUCUUAAUGGCAGCAACGUCGCGUCUAUUGACACGCCUACGAUUACCCUACAGUUCACAUGUUACUUCGGUGCAGCAGCCUCCCUCUACUACCUCCACCAGCACCACGUCAGUAAUUACUCCCGCAGUUUCUACCAGACUAAGACGCGGUGACUUGCAUGCGGUGGGCCCGGCUUCUCGUGCCCUCUUCCGUAAUCCGGUCACUUCCUCCAUCUCCAUUAAUCUGUCUCCCUCUUCUUCCACUAAUGUCGCUGCCGCAUCAGCACCUAACGCCUUAAUGGAGCGGGAAGAUGGGGAGAGAGAGAGCAUCGGUCCUCAGCUGGCUUCCUCUCCUUCAACUUUGAGUGCGAAGACGUCCGGUGAAGUGCCAACAACGACAGCAGACACGGUCAGUAGCGGCGUUGAAAUGGCGGAGCGUUCACCCCUCUUCUGGCAGCCUGGCGUCACAGGCUUCUAUUCGCCUCGUGGUGUUGGUUCAAACCUGCCGUCAGACUCACCUGAACUUCUUUGUCGUCUCUCUCUGUAUCGUUGCGUCGGCCGAGUGAUUGGUUUGUGUCUACUCUUCAACGAGACUUGCCCUUUACGCUUCAACCGCCAUGUUUUGAAGUACCUCCUUGGACGUCCACUGUGCUGGCAUGACUUUGCUUUCUAUAAUACCACUGUUUAUGAGGGUCUGCGUCAGCUCCUGCUCUACACCACCUCAGAAAGGACUGAAGGCGAAUUUCGCACCAUUUCUCUCCAUGGCAAGCGUUUCGAAACCACGCUUCAGGCUCCGGACUCGAUUAAGGAUUACAGCCUUACUUUCUCGCUCAUAAUGGCACCGGAAGAGGGAGGCGGUGUUGGUGGUGACGGUAGUGGAGUCGAUAUUGGCGGUUCGCCUGCGCCUCAGCAACAUCUCCUUGUCCCUGGAGGUGAUGAAAUCGAAGUGGAUUCAGAGAAAAUAUACGAAUUUGUCAAACGAUAUACUGAAUUUAAGAUGGUCGAAGCCGUUAAGGAACCUCUUGAGCAAAUGCGGCUGGGUGUUUUUGACGUCCUCCCUGCAAAUGCUCUGGAUGGUCUGACUGCGGAAGACCUACGACUUCUCCUGAAUGGCAUCUGGGAUGUUGACGUAGAUCUCUUAGCUAGUUACACCACCUUCCUGGACGAGUCUAAUUGCGGUGCUGCUGCUGCUGCUGCCGCCGAAGGGGGGGUUCAAGGCGAAGGCGGUACUGACAACAGCACCACCGUUACUGCUGCUAACGAACGUGUGACUCGUCUUAAGCGCUGGUUCUGGCAUGUUGUUAGGAGCCUCGAUGCUCGCCAACGUCAGGAUCUGGUUCGUUUCCUUCCCCUCUAUACUACUUAUUUUGAUAAAGCUCCGCUGUACUUUUGGACUUCGUCACCGGCCCUGCCAGCGAGUGCGCAGGGCUUCGCACCGAUGCCCACCAUUAUGAUCCGACCGGCAGACGACCAGCAUCUGCCUACGGCGAAUACUUGCAUCUCACGGCUCUACUUACCGCUCUAUUCCUCAAAGCACAUCCUCCGCGAAAAACUCCUCCAGGCUAUUGAGACGCGCAGUUUUGGCUUCGUCUGA
This is a messenger RNA of Hydatigera taeniaeformis, 11088 nucleotides long. The record is from the annotation of a GenBank genome assembly. Lineage: Eukaryota; Metazoa; Platyhelminthes; Cestoda; Cyclophyllidea; Taeniidae.